Molecule: messenger RNA, 6508 nt
Organism: Monodelphis domestica (gray short-tailed opossum)
Lineage: Eukaryota; Metazoa; Chordata; Mammalia; Didelphimorphia; Didelphidae
Source: RefSeq, a predicted model, not a curated record
GAACCAACGCCUUUCUGCAUUCUACAAGGGUCCCCACCAACUCAGCUUUUCUGGGUCUAGGAACUGUCCUGGAACGUGGGGUCCAACGCCAAGCCCCUCCCUUCUGGUUCUUCUGCGCCCUCUGGCCCCGCCCUCUCCGGAUCCUUCAGCAUGACCUACCACUUGCACCUUCAGCGCCGUAGUCCGUUGUCAUCAAUCGAGACCGUUCAGGUAAUCGACACCGAGUACAGCGCAGACACUGUGGAGUGGUGCCCGCUGGAGGGCUGGAGGAACCUGCUGGCCUGUGGCACUUACCAGCUGCAGACAUUGGAGCCCAAGGUCCAGAAGUCCGAAACCUUCUUAGAGCAAAAGCCCAAGGAUGAUAAGCCAGAGGAGCAGCAGAGAGAGACUGGAUUAGUGAACAUGGAUGAAGCUAUGGAACCUCAGGUCCGUAUGGGUCGUCUUUACCUGUAUAGUUUCAAUGAGGAUGCCACUGAUUCCCCUGUUACCGAAGUCCAGAGGAAAGAUGGUGCUGCUAUUCUGGAUAUGAAAUGGUCCCCAGUUCUAGUUGAUGGCCAUGUUAUCCUGGGAUUGGCAGAUGCUACAGGAUGCAUAGAGCUACUUAACUUGGUGGAAUUAGAGAAGAGCCAUUACAAAUUACAGUCACUUCUUAAGAAGACCCUGGGAAAACAAUGUAUUGCAUUGUCUUUAGACUGGUCAUCAGGACAAAGUACAAGGACCACUAAUCAGCCCUUAAGAAUCAUUAGUAGUGACUCCAAGGGACACCUCCACUUCUUUGCUGUGGAUGAAUUAGAAACUUCACUACAUCAUAUAUCAAAUUGGAAGGCCCAUGACUUUGAAGCCUGGAUUGCUGCCUUCGAUUACUGGCAAACAGACGUAGUCUAUUCAGGUGGAGAUGAUGGGCUUCUCAAAGGCUGGGACACCAGAAACAACCUGGAUAGACCUUUGUUUACAAGUAAGAGACAUUCAAUGGGUGUGUGCAGUAUCCAGAGCAAUCCCCAUAAGGAGAAUAUUCUGGCCACAGGAAGUUAUGAUGAGCACAUUCUCUUAUGGGAUACCCGUAACAUGAAACAGCCAUUUGACGACACUCAUGUAAAUGGAGGUGUAUGGAGACUAAAGUGGCACCCUGUCUAUCAUCACCUACUUUUGGCUGCAUGCAUGCAUAAUGGUUUUAAGAUCCUCAACUGCCAGCAACCUUUAGGACGUCGGCCUUCAUUAUCUUCUCAGUAUAGGUUCCGUAAAAGAGACAAAAUGAUGUUUUAUGGCCGAAAGAUCAUGAGGAAGGUGAGUAUCCUGCCCAAUAAUCUUGGUGGGAACAAUGCUGUGUCCCGGCAGAGAUACAAGAAGAGAGCCAAGGUUCUGCUUUUGGCUAAAAGGAUCCUGCAGUUCAAGAAGGAAUAUCCUACCUUGGAACCAAAGGAACCCCCACCCUCCUUGCUAGAAGCUGAUCUCACUGAGUUUGAUGUUAAAAAUUCUCACCUACCAUCUGAGGUCCUCUAUAUGCUGAAAAAUGUCCGGGUCCUGGGUCACUUUGAGAAACCACUGUUCCUGGAACUCUGCAAACACAUGGUUUUUGUGCCAUUACCUGAAGGACAGUACGUCUUUCGUCCUGGAGAACUUGACAACAGUAUUUAUGUGGUACAGGAUGGGAAACUGGAAGUUUGCAUUCAGGAAAAUGAUGGUAGUGAGUUGGUGUUGAAAGAAGUCCUGCCCGGAGACAGUGUCCACAGCCUCAUCAGCAUCCUGGAUUUCAUCAGCGGAUACAUAAAGCCAUUUAAAACAGUCUUUGCCAAGGCAGCGAUACCGUCUACUGUUUUAAGGCUUCCAGCUAAUGCUUUUCAAGAUGUAUUUGAGAAAUAUCCCGAGACCUUGGUGAGAGUAGUACAGAUCAUAAUGGUGCGACUGCAGAGGGUGACCUUUUUGGCUCUACACAAUUACUUGGGGCUUACCACUGAACUCUUCAACACUGAAAGUCAGGCUAUCCCUUUGGUGUCGGUGGCUGGUAUAAUAGCUGGCAAAACCAAGAGACAGAUGUCUGUUAUAGGAACAGAGGAAGAAUCUUCGAAAGAGAAGCCCCAGGAAGCCUCAGAAUCAGAUCAUAAGAGGGGAAGCAAGUUAGAGACCUGUACGCUUCUUGUGAAGCGGAGCUUCUCCAGUCCCCUGCCUUCAAUGCAUGGAGAGAGGUUUGAUGAACUAGGAAAAUUCCAAGGAAUUGGCCCUGACACACUGAUGCCUAAAGGCAGUUUCGGUGUUGCUAAAUCAGAUCUGGAAAUGGCUUAUGACAGGGCCAGAGUUAGUAUCUCGGAGGAACCUCCCUUGCUUAGGGAGAGAAGCUCCACUAAGGUAAGGAAAUCAGCAAUAAUGUCAGAAGUCCCUUCCAUCCGUUACACAGAAAAUAUCAGUGAGGAAACUGGCACCAACUGGAAAAUGGAUGCUCUCUUGAGAGCAGCCAAGAAGGAUCUUCUCACCCUGAUGAAACUGGAUGAUCCUUCUCUUUUGGAUGAUAAAGUGAACUGUCUUCAUGUACCUGCAGGUACCUUGGUGUCAAAACAAGGAGAUCAGGAUGUCAACCUUCGGUUUGUGAUCACUGGGAUGCUACAUGUAUAUCAGCGGAAUAUUGACAGUGAGAAAGAAACAUGCCUAUUUAUCAUCCACCCUGGAGAGCUGGUAGGCCAACUGGCUGUACUCACAGGGGAACCACUUACCUUUACCAUCAAGGCCAACAAAGAAUGUUACUUCCUCUCCAUCUCCAAGUUUGAUUUCUAUGAGAUUAUGCGGCAGCAACCAAAUGUUGUCCUGACUGUUGCUCACACAUUUGUGAGGAGGAUGUCUUCAUUUGUGAGGCAGAUAGACUUUGCCCUGGACUGGAUGGAGGUAGAAGCUGGACGUGCAAUUUAUAGGCAAAAUGAUAAAUCUGACUGCACAUAUAUUGUACUCAGUGGCCGUCUGCGCUCUGUGAUCAAAAAAGAUGAUGGGAAAAAACGUUUGGCUGCCGAAUAUGGACGAGGAGAUCUCAUUGGUGUGGUGGAGACACUAACCUACCAAUCCAGAGCUACAACAGUACAUGCUAUCCGUGAUUCAGAAUUGGCUAAGUUACCAGCAGGAGCACUGAAUUUCAUCAAGCGCAGAUAUCCACAGGUUGUGACUAGGUUGAUCCAUUUGCUUGGGCAGAAGAUCCUUGGCAAUCUUCAGCAGGUUGGUGUAUCAGGUCACCAGCAUGGAGUAUAUUUCUCAAGCAGCAAGUGGGAUUCUGGGAAUCCAGCCUCCAACCUUUCAACAGUGACUAUCAUGCCAGUAUCAGAUGAUGUGCCCCUCUUAACAUUUACUUUGGAACUCGAGCAUGCCCUCCAUGAUAUUGGCCCAGCCUUGCUAUUGACCAGUGACAACAUCAGAUCCCAUCUUGGAGUUGGUGCUUUGGACAGUGUUCAUGAAUAUAGAUUAUCCAGUUGGCUGGGACAGCAGGAAGACAUCCACCGCAUUGUUCUCUACCAGGCAGACACCACCUUGACUCCAUGGACCCAGCGCUGUUUUCGGCAGGCAGAUUGUAUCCUGAUUGUAGGGAUGGGAGAUCAAGAGCCCAGUGUAGGCGAGCUGGAAAAGAUGUUGGAGAACACAGCUGUUCGUGCUCAGAAGCAAUUGGUUCUGCUUCACAAGGAGGAUGGGCCAGAUCCUUCCCGUACAGUUGAAUGGCUUAACAUGAGAAGCUGGUGUUCAGGCCACUUGCAUCUUCGCUGUCCCCACCGGGUCUUUUCUCGAAAGUCCCCAGAAAAGUUGAUGGAAAUGUAUGAACGUGUCUUCCAGAAGCCUCCUGACAUACACUCUGACUUUUGCCGCCUAGCUCGAGUUUUGACUGGCAAUGCUAUUGCAUUAGUGCUUGGAGGAGGAGGAGCAAGAGGUUGCUCCCAAGUUGGACUCAUCCGGUCCCUCGUUGAGACAGGCAUUCCUGUGGAUAUGGUAGGAGGAACUUCAAUUGGGUCCCUCAUGGGGGCUCUGUUUGCUGAGGAGCGAAACUACAUCCAGACAAGAAUCCGAGCCAAGCAGUGGGCAAUUGAGAUGACUUCAGUGGUGAAGACAGUGCUCGAUCUGACUUACCCAAUCACUUCCAUGUUCUCUGGAGCAGCUUUCAAUAAUGGCAUUAGAAAAGUCUUCAAAGACAAACAAAUCGAGGAUCUCUGGAUUCCCUAUUUUGUUAUCACAACAGAUAUCUCUGCCUCUGCAAUGAGGGUCCACACAGAUGGCUCCCUGUGGAGGUAUGUCCGAGCCAGUAUGACUCUGUCUGGUUAUAUGCCCCCACUCUGUGACCCCAAAGAUGGGCACCUACUGAUGGAUGGUGGCUAUAUCAACAACCUCCCAGCUGAUGUGGCCAAAUCUAUGGGUGCCAAGGUGGUGAUUGCCAUUGACGUGGGCAGCAGGGACGAAACGGACCUCACCAACUACGGCGACUCACUGUCUGGCUGGUGGCUCCUGUGGAAACGCUGGAAUCCCCUGGCUACAAAAGUGAAGGUGCUGAAUAUGGCAGAGAUCCAGUCACGCUUGGCCUAUGUGAGCUGUGUCAGGCAGCUGGAGAUGGUGAUGAAGAGUGAUUACUGUGAAUAUAUCCGACCACCCAUUGACGAGUAUGGUACCCUGGACUUUGGCAGAUUUGAUGAAAUCUGUGAGGUGGGUUACCAAUAUGGACAGAAUGUGUUUGACAUCUGGGCCAACAAUGGUGUUCUAGAGAAGAUGAUGAGUGAUGUUCAGGAAAUCCGCAAAAUGAACACUGGAGAUAUGUUCACCUACUCCAAUGCCUCCUUCACUGACCUGGCAGAGAUCGUGUCUCGCAUUGAACCAAGCAGAUCCUUAGUGGAAAACGAUGAUGAAUCUGACCAUGAGGAUGAAUAUGAAGAGGCGAGCAUAGACUUCCCUAAGGACGAACAGGUCGAACAGGUCCGACAGCCCUCACAGGUCCGACAGCCCUCACAGAUCCGACAGCCCUCACAGAUCCGACAGCCCUCACAGGUCCCACAGGUCCGACAGCCCUCACAAGUCCGACAGCCCUCAGAAGUCCGACAGCCCUCACAGGUCUCACAGAUCCAACAGGGCGAAGAGGUCCAACAGGACAAUCAGAUGGAGCAGGUCGUCGAGCAGGACGAUUGGUUCGAGCAGGCCCAACAGGAAGAACAGGUCGAACAGGAGGAACAGGUUGUUUCAGAAGAAGAUGCAACAGCUAUUUAUGAAGAUCCCUUCUCAGAAGAAGAGAUCAACAACACUCCUCCGUGAUCAGCUCCUAUUCUGCCUUUUCAGAAGUGGAUUCCUAAAAGCCCUGUUUCUCUACAAGGGGCCAUGAGGCUUAUGUAAUGGAGGCUGAGACCUUGAUAUUUGGUGCUGAUGGAAUGAAGCCACAGUCACUUCUCCUGAAGCCAUCUUGGGUAUUUGUGGGAGGGAUGGACACAUUUGCCUUCUUCCUUUCUACCACCCAACCAAAUCACUGACCAGCCAUGUGAUUCUAUCUCCCAGAGUUGGGAAUGGGGGGGGGGGGGAGAAUGGGAGGGAAUGUGAGAAGGGGCAUUUACUGUGGUUUGAGAGUAAGAGGGAAGCUGGAAAGAGAAGAUCCAUGAGUUACUGUGGUUUUGUACAGUUCAGACUACCCUUGAAGUGCUUCUUUAUUGAUCCUAUUAGAGAAGCUAUGUGGGCACAUUGGCCCUGGGGAAAAACCUUUGGAAAUCUUGGAAUCUAGGAGUAGGCUGGAUUUUAAACAAUUACUGGCUUUAGUAUUCAGGCCACUUUGGCAAAAAAAAAAAAAGGCCCUGGUGAAAGAGUAGAGGAGAUUUUUGGGCAGGUUGAUAGCUUCUAUCAAAGGUCUUCCUCUAGGAGAGCCUUUAGGUGGAAUGGACACUCGUCCUCAAGUGCCUGGUUUGGGUUACCCACCCAGUGCCAUACUCUUCCUUAGCUAAGCCAGGAUGAGGCUCAGGCCCUUGUGAGAGAGAGCUGAGCCAUUUGAAACUUAUUCUAUCCUCCCAUUCUGAUCGUCUCCUCCUGGGGUCAGAAUAAAGUAUAUGUACUGUGACCAAGCCAAAUUCCCCUCUUCUCCCUUCUAGAAUUUAGCACCCAAGCUAUGUGUUUUGUUUUCAUGUCCUUGGCUAACCACAAAAGAACAGCCCAAAAGAGUGAGACAAAGGACCAGGGCUGGGCCCUGAAAGUCAGCCUUUCAUUCAAGAAGCAGCUGAGACUACCCCCAAUCCUAAGGCCCAGGACAGGCCUCUGAGAAACAUAGGAAGUUGGAAGAUGCUGCCAGAAUGAGGAAUUCUACUUCAUGCUCACUUUGCAAGGUUCUAGCUCCCAACCCUCCAACCUGUGGCCUCUGAAGUUUCUGGGGAAGAGAUUCCUUCUGUCUUGGCUCAAUAUGAGAAGCAAUUGCUUUCCUUUCAUGGAUAGACAAGUUUGAGGUUGGAGAUAGGGAAAUGUAGGAAACUGAAAAGGCAACAUACAAUUUAGUUUAUUAAUAAAUAUAUAUAUAGAUACACAAACA